UAAUGAAAAAUAGCCGUUACCUUUGCCUUUUUCUUCACUUUAAAUCCCACAUCUCUCUGUUUCUUUUCUCAGAGACCCAAAAGAUCACUCUUCUUCAUCAUCAGUUUGGUUUCAGGCUUUCAGCACAGCUAGUCAGUAGGAAAACUUAGUACUAUAACAGCUCUCUAUGGCUAAAGCAGCUGUCUCUCUGUUGCUCCUGCUCUUGUCCUUCACUUCAGAAACAUUGCUCAUGGUAAAUGGACAGAAAACUUGGUGUGUGGCAAAGCCUUCAUCAGACCAAGCAACACUUCUAGCGAAUCUAAAUUACGCGUGCUCUCACGUAGAUUGCCAGAUACUUCGAAAGGGAUGCCCCUGCUCCUCUCCAGAUAACCUCAUCAAUCAUGCCUCUAUAGCCAUGAAUCAAUACUACCGAGCUAAGGGGAACAACCAGUGGAACUGUGAUUUUAGGGGCUCUGCCCUCAUUGUCAUGACUGAUCCAAGUUAUGGUGACUGUAUAUAUGCAUAAUUCCCCAGUACAAGAGAGUGCAUGCAUGUGCUUCUUCCAAACAAAAGAAAAAAAACUCUUGAGUGUAUUCUGUUUGUUUGUAGAAUUUAGCAUUCAGUAUUACCCUAUAUGCAAUAUGGGUACGGCUGUCAAAUUUUCAGUUUACCUCAAUUCAAUAAAAUUUUAAAUGUUUGCUCUCUUUUAAUUAAAAAAAAGGGGGAACAAUAAGUUUGUAACUCAAGUAGUGGUCGAGAGUAUUUACCUUGGUACAUGGCA
This is a messenger RNA of Prunus persica (peach), 760 nucleotides long. RefSeq names its product glucan endo-1,3-beta-glucosidase. The record is from RefSeq and is a predicted model, not a curated record. The coding region runs from base 167 to 505 and encodes 112 amino acids. The transcript has 4 exons. NCBI's taxonomy places the organism in Eukaryota, Viridiplantae, Streptophyta, Magnoliopsida, Rosales, Rosaceae.